AAAAUCGACGGCGAUUCUUGAAUAAUCUACAUCAUUUUCAUUUAUAUUGGAACACAAGAUUCCCUUUUCUGUGUAUAUUCAACAAUUGAGUUCUUCCAUAUGCAUGCAAUAACAUGCAUUGUAUAUGUACUUAAAUCUAUCUGUUUUGUAGUCAAAGUUUUGACGGAAAAUUUUCACUAAUUGCUGCCUAAAUUUUUUGAAGGUAAUUACUAAAGAAUAUAAUGGCAUCGAGUGGACUAGCAAAGAUAGAGACACAAAAGAUGAAAGAAGAGAUAUGUCACGACGAUAGUUCAGCUCCAGUGAAAGCUCAGACAGUGGAUGAGUUGCAUUCCUUACAACAGAAGAAGAAAUCAGGACCCAAUACCCCUAUCAAGGGCCAUCAUCAAACAGCCUUUGGGUCUGAAGUUGACAGAAAUAAACAACAGCUCCAAUCCAUCAGUGCAUCAUUGGCAUCGUUGACAAGGGAGACUGGGCCAAAGGUAGUUAAAGGAGACCCUUCUAAACAGUCCGAGACACCCAAGGUGGCCCAUGCCUCUCAAUUUCAUCAACACACUGCUCCUAACCUUAACAUUAGUGACAGUUCCCUCAAGUUUACUCACAUCCUCUACAAUCUCUCCCCUGCUGAGCUGUAUGAGCAAGCAAUCCAGUAUGAAAAAGGCUCAUUCAUCACUUCAAGUGGUGCUUUGGCCACACUUUCUGGUGCCAAAACUGGCCGCUCUCCAAGAGAUAAACGCGUUGUUAAGGAUGACACCACAUCUGAUGAACUUUGGUGGGGAAAGGGAUCACCCAAUAUUGAGAUGGACGAACAGACUUUCUUAGUCAACAGAGAAAGAGCCGUUGAUUAUCUUUGCUCACUGGAGAAGGUUUUCGUGAAUGAUCAGUUUCUCAACUGGGAUCCAAACAAUCGUAUCAAAGUUAGAAUUGUAUCUGCCAGAGCCUAUCACUCCUUGUUCAUGCACAACAUGUGUAUCCGACCCACGCCUGAAGAGCUGGAGAAUUUUGGUACUCCGGAUUUCACGAUAUACAAUGCUGGGAAAUUCCCGUGUAACCGUUACACUCAUUAUAUGACUUCUUCCACUAGCAUAGACCUUAAUCUUGCUAGGAGAGAAAUGGUCAUCCUUGGCACACAGUAUGCAGGGGAAAUGAAGAAAGGCCUCUUCAGUGUAAUGCACUAUUUAAUGCCUAAACGUCAAAUUCUCUCUUUACACUCUGGCUGCAAUAUGGGAAAAGAAGGAGAUGUCGCCCUCUUCUUCGGAUUAUCAGGAACCGGGAAGACUACGUUGUCUACGGAUCAUAAUAGGUACCUAAUUGGAGAUGAUGAACAUUGUUGGAGUGAUCAUGGUGUUUCGAAUAUUGAGGGUGGUUGUUAUGCCAAAUGCAUUGAUUUGUCAAGGGAGAAAGAGCCUGACAUUUGGAAUGCCAUCAAGUUUGGCACUGUGUUGGAAAAUGUGGUUUUUGAAGAACAUACUCGAGAGGUAGACUACACGGAUAAAUCUGUAACAGAGAAUACCAGGGCAGCAUAUCCAAUUGAAUACAUCCCAAAUGCUAAAAUACCAUGUGUUGGACCUCAUCCUAAAAAUGUCAUUCUUCUUGCUUGUGAUGCCUUUGGUGUACUUCCUCCAGUCAGCAAGUUGAACUUGGCUCAGACAAUGUACCACUUUAUUAGUGGCUAUACAGCUUUGGUGGCAGGAACAGAGGAUGGAAUUAAGGAGCCUACAGCAACAUUUUCAGCAUGCUUUGGUGCAGCAUUUAUUAUGCUUCACCCUACAAAAUAUGCAGCUAUGCUAGCUGAAAAAAUGCAGAAACAAGGAGCUACUGGGUGGCUUGUCAACACUGGCUGGUCAGGUGGAAGCUAUGGAUCAGGUAACCGUAUUAAGUUAGCAUACACUAGGAAAAUCAUCGAUGCGAUCCACUCAGGAGAACUUUUGAAUGCAAAAUACACAAAAACUGAGGUGUUUGGGCUGGAAAUCCCAACUGAACUUGAGGGAGUUCCUUCAGAAAUUCUGGAUCCAGUGAACACUUGGCCUGACAAGGAUGCCUACAAGGAAACUCUUUUGAAGCUGGGAGGUUUAUUUAGGAAGAACUUUGAGGUGUUCGCAAACUACAAGAUUGGAGCUGAUAACAAUUUGACUGAGGAGAUACUGGCUGCAGGUCCCAAUUUCUGAUAUUGAAGAAUUAUUAGCUGAGUCAAAGUUAGGGGAAAUAAAAAUAUUGUGUUUUUGCAAAGAGGCACAAGUAGCUAGAAAACAUGUGUUAUUAUUAAUGUGCUACAUUUUAGAUGUAGCUAGUUAACAGAGUUGUUUUCAUUCAUACCCAACUUGUCUUCUUUCUUUUUCCUUCUAUUUUUUCUUUCUUUUUUCUUCUUGUGGUAGUGUUUGUUUUCUGGUGUAGUGAUGGGGAAGUUAUAAAUCUAACUUCAUUCACUAGUGGUGUAAUCUCCUUGGUUUAUAAAGAAGGCUUUAUGAACCCAAUUAUUUGUCCCU
Molecule: messenger RNA, 2483 nt
Organism: Lycium ferocissimum
Lineage: Eukaryota; Viridiplantae; Streptophyta; Magnoliopsida; Solanales; Solanaceae
Product: phosphoenolpyruvate carboxykinase (ATP) 1-like
Exons: 13
Coding region: 222-2165 (647 amino acids)
Biological process (GO): gluconeogenesis
Cellular component (GO): cytosol
Molecular function (GO): ATP binding; phosphoenolpyruvate carboxykinase (ATP) activity
Source: RefSeq, a predicted model, not a curated record